UUUCUUUUAGCCUUUCUCCAGACCUACAUUCGCUUGUUGAGUGCAUCUUCAGAAUCCCUAAUACUUAAUCGAUCCUCAUCAAUUCGAACGACUAUCAAUCAAAGUAUCAGAUCAAAAAAAAUUUACAAUGCGUUACUCUUUCGUCGCCGCAGCCCUAAUCGGCGCUGUUGCUGCCUUCCCGGCACCCGAGUACGGCUACAACCCCCAGCCGUACCCAUCGGCACCUGCGCCAGCGACUUCUUCCGCCGUUGAGUAUCCUCCGGCUCCCUCUUCGGUAGCCCCCUCUAGCUCCAAGCCUGAGGCCUCAUCCACCCACGGUGGAUACGGCGGUGUUCCCCCAGCAGGCACAUCUUCGGCGUCCUCAAGCUCCAAGGGCUACCCAUCUUCCUCCGCCCCGGUUCCAUCGAGCUCCGCCCCCCCGGCUGCAUCCAGCUCUUCCACUCACGGUGGAUAUGGUGGUGUUCCCCCAGCAGGUCCCUCAUCGGUAGCCUCCAGCUCCACUGGAUACCCCCCAUUGGCACCUCCUCUGCGGCUUCCUCCAGCUCCAAGGGCUACCCAUCUUCCUCUGCUCCGGUUCCAUCGACCCCGCUGGCACAUCCUCUGUAGCUUCUUCCAGCUCCACUGGGUACUCUGCUUCCACCCGGGUUCCAUCCAGCUCUACCCACGUGGUCCCGUCCAGCUCUACCCACGCUGUCCCAUCAAGCUCCACCCACGUAGUCCCGUCGAGCUCUACCUACGCUGUCCCGUCCAGCUCCACUCACGGUGGGUACGGCGGUGUCCCCCCAGCAGGUACCUCUUCCCAAGCCUCCCCAGGGAACUGGAUACUCAUCCACCAACUCUCCUAAGCCAUCCAAGCCCAGCUACCCUACCGAGUAUCCUCCUCAGGACCACACGGAUACGAUCACGGUUUCCACCUACACUUGGGUUCCUUGCUCGACUCCCGUAGCCACCAGCGGCAGCUCCACCUACUACUCCACCUACUUGACUCCUUCGUACUACACCACGACCGAGACCAAGAUCUCCACCAUCUACAACUGCGGAACGAAGUCUUGCCACAAGCCUACCGGCACUCCUCAGCCACCCCAGCCUACAGGCAACAAGCCCGAGUACCCUGCUCAACCCCCCACGAAGCCUACGGAGAACAACCUG
Messenger RNA from Cucurbitaria berberidis CBS 394.84, 1149 nucleotides. RefSeq lists its product as uncharacterized. The coding region runs from base 128 to 946 and encodes 272 amino acids. The record is from RefSeq and is a predicted model, not a curated record. The transcript is spliced from 5 exons. NCBI's taxonomy places the organism in Eukaryota, Fungi, Ascomycota, Dothideomycetes, Pleosporales, Cucurbitariaceae.